Molecule: messenger RNA, 723 nt
Organism: Alosa alosa (allis shad)
Lineage: Eukaryota; Metazoa; Chordata; Actinopteri; Clupeiformes; Clupeidae
Exons: 7
Coding region: 60-710 (216 amino acids)
Molecular function (GO): zinc ion binding
Source: RefSeq, a predicted model, not a curated record
AAUGCACCAACUGAAGUCACACCGGCCAUACACUGCAAAUAUCAUCUGAUGAGUUGGAGAUGGAGACAGUAGCAGAGGAGUUGAACUACCUGUCAAUCAGGAGACGGCAACUACAUGACCGAUACACUAUUCUGACCAUGUUGCGAGAUUUUAGACAUCAAACAGACCCAGGGAUGACCGACACCAGGGAGGAAGCAGAAAUUGAGGCCAUUCAAAAGGAAUUGGAUAUUCUAUCUGUGAAAAAGAAAGACCUUUUGGAAAAACAAGAAAGGCUUAAUCUAACACAGCAUAGGACUGGGAUGCCAAUAAAUGUGGAGGGCGCUGUAAGAACCAACACAAACACACAAACAGGUUCAUCCCAUAACAUCGGUCACUCACCAGACUCCAUGAAGACUACAAAAGAAAAUCCACACUUUGGAAUAUGUUAUAUAGGACCUCCACCUGAUGCCCCUGCCCCCAAGGUCAUCAUGGAUGUAGAGGAACUACCUCCUUACCCUGCUAAAACACAGUGUCCAUACUGCUACGCAUUUGUGACCACAGAAAUCACCCAUACAGUUGGUCCUGUCGUUUGGCUGGUGUGCACAAUGAGUUUUCUGGUUGGUUGUGCGGCCGGAUGCUGUUUACUUCCUUUCUGCAUCAAGAAUUUUAAAGAUGUGAAUCACAAAUGUCCAAAGUGCCGUAGUUUUCUUCACACUGUGAAAAAAUUAUGAGGUAUGAGGUAAA